AUGCAAAUCGAGUUCUCGAAAAGCAGAGGCGGCGUGGUCGUGGAUCAGGAUCAGAAUCAAGAUCAGGAUCUUAAUCGUGGGUUGCGCGGCAGGAGGGGCGAGUCCAAGGUCGGUUCGGUCGGUAUGGAUGGAAUGCAAGGUGGGAAGCAGUGGGAGGGAAUGUGGUGGAUGGGCGUACGAAGUGUCUAG
Colletotrichum higginsianum IMI 349063 is the source of this 189-nucleotide messenger RNA. RefSeq lists its product as uncharacterized. The transcript has 2 exons. Lineage: Eukaryota; Fungi; Ascomycota; Sordariomycetes; Glomerellales; Glomerellaceae. Bases 1 to 189 code for a protein of 62 amino acids. The record is from RefSeq and is a predicted model, not a curated record.